This is a messenger RNA of Vanrija pseudolonga, 1006 nucleotides long. RefSeq names its product Phosphoadenosine phosphosulfate reductase (gene sA). The record is from RefSeq and is a predicted model, not a curated record. Gene Ontology annotation, cellular component: cytoplasm. Gene Ontology annotation, molecular function: phosphoadenylyl-sulfate reductase (thioredoxin) activity. NCBI's taxonomy places the organism in Eukaryota, Fungi, Basidiomycota, Tremellomycetes, Trichosporonales, Trichosporonaceae. The transcript is spliced from 3 exons. The coding region runs from base 162 to 962 and encodes 266 amino acids.
AAGAGACUUGGUGAUGACAAACACAUCCUCUCACACACGCAGCAGGACGUAGAGCAAGCUCUCUCAGCUCCCACACCAUCUACAAAAGCCUACCUCACGACCGAGGACGAAAGCUCCAUCCCUCCCUCCUUCACCCCCCAACCCCAACCCCCACCUCCACCAUGUCGGACGAAGACCGCCUCACGCCGCAGUACACCGCGGCCCAGAUCGACGAGUUCAACAAGCAGCUCGACGGCAAGACGCCCCAGGAGGUCCUCACCUGGGCCAUUGACAACGUCGAUGGGCUGUACCAGACCACCGCGUUCGGCCUCACUGGCCUCGCUGCCCUCGACAUGAUCUCCAAGAUCUCGCUCGACCGUGACGAGACGCACCUCGUCCCCCUCAUCUUCCUCGACACGCUGCACCACUUCCCCGAGACCAAGGAGCUCGCGACGACCGCCUCGGACACGUACCUCGCCCCGCUGCACACGUACACGCCGCCCAAUGUGGCGACGGCCGAGGAGUUUGCCGCCAAGUACGGCGACAAGCUCUGGGAGACGGACGAGGCGAGCUACGACUACCUCGUCAAGGUUGAGCCGGCUGCGCGCGCAUACAAGGAGCUCGGUGUCCGCGCUGUUAUCACAGGACGGAGGCGGAGCCAGGGCGCCGACCGCGCCGACCUCAAGGUGCUCGAGGUCGACGAGCGCGGCCUGCUCAAGGUCAACCCGCUGAUUACUUGGUCAUUCAAGGAGGUCAAGGACUAUGUUGACAAGGAGGGCGUCCCGUACAACCCUUUGCUCGACCAGGGAUACAAGUCUAUUGGCGAUGUCCACUCUACUGCUUUGCCCGACCCUAAUGCCGCUUCUGACGCCGGAGAGCGCUCUGGACGGUGGCAGGGCAAGGCCAAGUCGGAGUGCGGUCUGCACACCAACUACUUUGAGAUGAAGAAGAAGUUUGAGCAGAAGGCCGAGGCCGCCGCAUGAGGAUCGUGUAUUGUUUGUAGCGAGUAUGGAUGGACCUUUGUGUA